Messenger RNA from Oreochromis niloticus (Nile tilapia), 3233 nucleotides. Its product is annotated as lysophosphatidic acid receptor 6. The record is from RefSeq and is a predicted model, not a curated record. Gene Ontology annotation, cellular component: plasma membrane. Gene Ontology annotation, molecular function: lysophosphatidic acid receptor activity. Lineage: Eukaryota; Metazoa; Chordata; Actinopteri; Cichliformes; Cichlidae. Bases 1283 to 2143 code for a protein of 286 amino acids. Gene Ontology annotation, biological process: phospholipase C-activating G protein-coupled receptor signaling pathway; positive regulation of Rho protein signal transduction. The transcript has 3 exons.
AUUGUGUGCACCGUUAUGGUGUCUUGGACUCUGCACAGAGAUCUCAGUGACUCUGCAAAGGUCAACAACAAGAUGAAAGUUAUGCUGAUCUUUGUCAUGAACUUGGUUUUGUUUGCCAUGUUCUUACCUGUGCCUAUAGGUAUGGCUACACAUGCCAAAGAAAUCAUGCCGCUGGUAUGUCUUACUGUUUCUAACUGCUGUCUGGAUCCUCUGUUGUAUUACUUUUCUUUUGACUCCUUUUGGAAGAAAAAGGAAGAUGCAACGAACGGAGGAGAAAUGUAGAUGCUAGACAUGAUAUUUUUGGUAUGAUAUUUUCUUUUUGACAUGCAUUCUUUUCUUUUUUUGGUGAACUAACUUGUUAUUGCCCCAAAUGCUCAUUUAGUUCAAGCAUAUUUUCCCAAUUCCUAAAUUCUGAAACUGAGCUUAUUGUACUAUUGUGUGUCUUUUGACUUGCUUCUCUCUGCUUUCUUGUCUUUCCACUCACCCCCGAUUAUUUGUGGCAGCUGGUGCCCCUCCCUGACCCUGGGUUUGUAGGAAGUUUCUUCCUGUUAGAAUGGAACUUUUUUUCUACCCACUGUUACCACAGGUUUGUUCAGAGGGGGUUCAGUCAUGGAAUUUUGGGGGUUUCAUUCUAAUAUUGUGGGUUCCUUAUUUUAUAAUAUAAAGCACCUUUGGGUGACUGUUGUUGUGAAUUGGUGCUAUAUAAAUAAAAUCGAAUGAAAUUUUCACCAGUAACUCAACAAUAAUUGUCAGUUAAAUGUACUUGUGAAGAUUAGGCAGUGGGAGAGAUAGAGAAAAGACUUGUUAGCUUCACAGUUUUAUAAAACUAUUCUUCAAAUUUAAAGCUUCAGGACUGUAGCUGAUUUAUUGUACAUUUUGUACACUUGAAGACUGAGGAAACAACCUGUCUUUAUCUGCUGGAGAGUUUAAAAAAGACCUCCGGAAGUCCAUACCACAGAACAAUAUACUGUCAAGCACGUAAAACAAACCACAUUUUAACAGAAACCUUUUAACUCUUCACACACUGUUCAUCACACUGCUCUUUAACAACGAGAUCCUCUCCGGUGACAACUUCAUCCCUGUCAUCAGCUUGGAACAUCUGUUGGCUGUGGUUUUUCCUUGACGCCAUGCCAUCUUAGACCCUUGUCCUGUGCCUGAAAAGGAUCUGCGCUCGUCUGGCUCAUUUUGCUGGUGGAGAAACUACAGACAAUAUAAUCAUCAGAGAGUGGAAGGUUUGCUGCUCAGCUGCAAUUCAGUUCAUAAAGGAGGCAGAAACUUCAUCAUGAAUGCAUCAAAUGUCACGACAGAGGACCGGGUUUAUGCUGGGGUCUUUGGCUGCAUUAUGGUGAUAGGUCUGCCUCUCAACGGAGCAUCACUGUGGAUUCUUAUUCGCCGCCACAGCCUCAAAUCACCCAACGCAGUCUUCAUGGUCAAUCUAGCAUUCUCAGACCUGCUACUCAUCAUCUCGUUGCCCAUGAGGAUCUACUUUCAUGCCACUGGCACCUGGCCUCUGAGCAAUAUGGCGUGCCUCAUCAUUACAAUGCUCUUUCGCGACAACAUCCGUUCCAGGGCUAUGUUUAUCACCUUCACCAGUGUGGACAGAUUGCUGGCUGUGGUUUAUCCUCUGAGGUCACGCCAUUUAAGAACCUCAUCCAAUGCCUGGAAAGGAGCUGCAUUCGUCUGGAGUUUUUUGCUGGUGGUGAAUAUCCCAGAGAGUUUGGACUUUCUAGAACAUUUGCAGAACCACUCUCAACGUACCUGUUUUAAAUCUUAUGACUCUUAUGAGCCUUUAUUGAGUAAAACUCGAUUAGCAGUUAUUUACCUUCAGAUUGUGUUACUGGUCACAAUGCUAACAGUUAACAUUGUGUGCACCGUUAUGGUGUCUUGGACUCUGCACAGACAUCUCAGUGACUCUGCAAAGGUCAACAACAAGAUGAAAGUUAUGCUGAUCUUUGUCAUGAACUUGGUUUUGUUUGCCAUGUUCUUACCUGUGCCUAUAGGAAUGGCUGCACAUGCCAAAGAAAUCAUGCCGCUGGUAUGUCUUACUGUUUCUAACUGCUGUCUGGAUCCUCUGUUGUAUUACUUUUCUUUUGACUCCUUUUGGAAGAAAAAGGAAGAUGCAACGAACGGAGGAGAAAUGUAGAUGCUAGACAUGAUAUUUUUGGUAUGAUAUUUUCUUUUUGACAUGCAUUCUUUUCUUUUUUUGGUGAACUAAUUUGUUAUUGCCCAAAAUGCUCAUUUAGUUCAAGCAUAUUUUCCCAAUUCCUAAAUUCUGAAACUGAGCUUAUUGUACUAUUGUGUGUCUUUUGACUCACCUCUCUCUGCUUUCUUGUCUUUCCACUCACCCCCGAUUAUUUGUGGCAGCUGGUGCCCCUCCCUGACCCUGGGUUUGUAGGAAGUUUCUUCCUGUUAGAAUGGAACUUUUUUUCUACCCACUGUUACCACAGGUUUGUUCAGAGGGGGUUCAGUCAUGGAAUUUUGGGGGUUUCAUUCUAAUAUUGUGGGUUCCUUAUUUUAUAAUAUAAAGCACCUUUGGGUGACUGUUGUUGUGAAUUGGUGCUAUAUAAAUAAAAUCGAAUGAAAUUUUCACCAGUAACUCAACAAUAAUUGUCAGUUAAAUGUACUUGUGAAGCUCAGGCAGUGGGAGAGAUAGAGAAAAGACUUGUUAGCUUCAGUUUUAUAAAACUAUUCUUCAAAUUUAAAGCUUCAGGACUGUAGCUGAUUUAUUGUACAUUUUGUACACUUGACGACUGAGGAAACAACCUGUCUUUAUCUGCUGGAGAGUUUAAAAAGACCUCCGGAAGUCCAUACCACAGAACAAGAUACUGUCAAGCACGUAAAACAAACCACAUUUUAACAGAAACCUUUUAACUCUUCACACACUGUUCAUCACACUGCUCUUUAACAACAACAUACUCUCCAGCGCCAACUUCAUUCCUGUCAUCAGCUUGGAACAUCUGAUGGCUGUGGUUUUUCCUUGACGCCAUGCCAUCUUAGACCCUCGUCCUGUGCCUGAAAAGGAUCUGCGCUCGUCUGGCUCAUUUUGCUGGUGGAGAAAUUAUAGAUGAUGUGAGGUUUUGAAAGCGUUUGAACAAUCUUGAAUUUCUCAGGGCUCUAAGAGUCAUAAAAAGGUUAAUCUGCAUCAUCAAAGGUUCAAAUAGCAAAAGAAUCUAGGCUGUUUUAUGAGAAUUCAUUCAUUUUUUGCUAAUUAUUUGUAACAUUUUAUGAAAUAA